This is a messenger RNA of Capsella rubella, 3430 nucleotides long. RefSeq names its product probable leucine-rich repeat receptor-like protein kinase At5g49770. Gene Ontology annotation, biological process: protein phosphorylation. The record is from RefSeq and is a predicted model, not a curated record. The transcript has 19 exons. NCBI's taxonomy places the organism in Eukaryota, Viridiplantae, Streptophyta, Magnoliopsida, Brassicales, Brassicaceae. Gene Ontology annotation, molecular function: protein binding; ATP binding; protein kinase activity. The coding region runs from base 318 to 3179 and encodes 953 amino acids.
AAAAUCUUACUUUAAAUCUCCCAUUAUCAGCUGUUUCCAAGUUGACCAAGUUCCUUUUUUUUUUGUUUAUGGUCCUCUCUCCCCAUUUUCUUGUUUUUAUAUACUUUUUGUUUUUGUUUUCACUCGAUUUGUUCAAAGUCUUCUUCUCCUUUUUGUUAACAUUAUUGUCUACAUGUUUCUGAAAGCGAGGUUGUAAUUUUUAUUAAGAGAUUCGUCAAACCCUUUGUGUAGACCACAUGCUCUUCUUUUUCAUAAGAUUUUGAGAUACAAUCAGAAAAACAGAGGAACAGAUAAGAGGUUCUUUGUGGGUUCUGAAGAUGAGUUCAAGAACUGGAGCCUUUAUGCUCCUGAUCUUGCUUUAUUUCCAAAUUUGUUCUGUAUAUGCGCUCACAAAUGUUUUAGACAGUUCUCCUUUAAAAGCCGUGAAGGAUGAAUGGACCACUCCUCCUGAUGGUUGGGAAGGCUCUGAUCCUUGUGGAACCAAUUGGGUUGGAAUUAAAUGUAGAAAUGACCGUGUCAUCUCAAUAUCACUAGGUAACCUUAACUUGGUAGGAAAUCUUGCUCCUGAUAUUUCGUUCUUGUCAGAGUUGGAGAUCUUGGAUUUGUCUUACAAUACUGGGUUGACUGGACCACUUCCAUCAAAUAUCGGUAGCCUUAAGAACUUGAAGAGCUUGAUUCUUGUGGGAUGUCGUUUCAGUGGUGCAAUCCCUGACUCCAUUGGAUCUCUUAAAGAACUUGUAUAUCUCUCACUAAAUUUAAAUGGAUUUACUGGAACGAUUCCGGCUUCCAUUGGGCGGUUAUCGAAACUAUAUUGGUUCGAUAUAGCUGACAAUCAGAUCGAGGGAGAGCUUCCAGUUUCUAAUGGGACUUCUUCACCUGGACUUGACAUGCUUCUUGCAACUAAGCAUUUUCAUUUUGGGAAAAACAGGCUUUCUGGCAAGAUACCAGAAGAACUUUUCAGCUCAAACAUGACUUUGAUACAUGUGCUCUUGGAUGGAAACCAAUUCACAGGUGAAGUCCCAGAGACCCUCGGCCUCGUUAAGACGUUGACGGUGUUACGUCUUGAUAGGAAUAAACUAACUGGAAAUAUUCCUUCAGGUCUUAAUAAUCUCACAAGUCUUCAAGAACUGUACUUGGCCAACAACAAAUUUACUGGUAGUCUCCCAAAUUUAAACGGCUUGACCAGUCUCUACACAUUAGAUGUUAGCAAUAACACUUUGGAUUUCUCACCCAUUCCAUCAUGGAUCUCUUCAUUACGUUCCCUGUCAACAUUAAGGAUGGAAGGGAUCCAACUUAAUGGUUCAAUACCAAUCUCAUUUUUCAGCCCUGCUCAAUUGCAGACUGUUAUCCUAAAGCGCAACGGUAUAGUGGAAACCUUGGACUUUGGUACCGACUAUAGCAACCAGCUGGAGUUUGUGGAUUUACAAUACAAUGAGAUAUCUGAGUAUAAGCCAGCAUCUAAUAAAGCCAUCCAAGUAAUAUUGGCAAAUAAUCCUGUGUGCAUGGAGGCGGGAAACCGAGCGAGUUACUGCUCAGCAAUCCAACACAAUACCUCCUUUUCUACACUCCCAACAAACUGUUCCCCCUGUGAACAGAACAUGGAAGCUAGUCCCACAUGCCGCUGUGCGCAUCCAUUCACGGGAACACUCUACUUCAGGUCUCCUUCCUUUUCAGGGUUGUUCAACUCCACCAACUUCUCAAUCCUACAGAAGGCAAUCACGGAUUUCUUUAAGAAGUUCAAUUAUCCUGUAGAUUCCGUGGGUGUCCGAAAUAUUAGAGAGAAUGCAACUGAUCAUCAGCUUCUAAUAGAUCUCCUGGUCUUUCCAUUAGGCAGAGAUAGUUUUAAUCAGACAGGAAUGUCACUUGUUGGUUUUGCGUUUAGUAACCAGACGUAUAAGCCUCCUCCUAUAUUUGGCCCUUACAUUUUCAAAGCCGAUCUGUACAAGAAGUUCUCUGAUGUAGAAGAAGGAUCCAAGUCAUCCAACAUGGGCAUUAUCAUCGGAGCUGUAGUUGGUGCCAUUGUUUUUAUACUGUUGUUAACAAUAGCUGGGGUUUACGCUCUCAGGCAGAAAAAGAGAGCAGAGAGAGCAACCGGUCAAAAUAAUCCUUUCGCCAAGUGGGAUACGAGUAAGAGUAGUAUUGGUGCUCCACAGCUAAUGGGAGCAAAAGCCUAUACUUUUGAUGAGCUGAAGAAAUGUACAGAUAACUUUUCAGAGGCAAAUGAUGUUGGGGGUGGAGGUUAUGGAAAGGUGUAUAGAGGGAUUCUUCCAAAUGGGCAACUCAUAGCAAUCAAAAGGGCUCAACAAGGAUCUUUGCAAGGAGGGUUGGAGUUCAAAACUGAGAUUGAGCUUCUUUCAAGGGUCCAUCAUAAGAAUGUUGUCAGACUCUUGGGCUUCUGCUUUGAUCGAAAUGAACAAAUGCUCGUCUACGAGUACAUUUCAAAUGGGUCUCUUAAAGACAGUCUCUCAGGAAAGAGUGGGAUACGAUUAGAUUGGACAAGAAGGCUUAAAAUAGCACUAGGUUCAGGAAAGGGCUUGGCUUAUCUUCAUGAGCUUGCUGAUCCUCCAAUUAUACACAGAGACAUCAAAUCAAAUAACAUCUUACUUGAUGAAAAUCUUACUGCAAAGGUUGCCGAUUUCGGCCUUUCCAAACUUGUGGGAGACCCUGAGAAAACUCACGUGACAACACAAGUGAAAGGAACCAUGGGCUACCUGGAUCCUGAGUACUACAUGACAAAUCAAUUGACGGAGAAGAGUGAUGUGUAUGGUUUUGGUGUGGUGAUGCUCGAGCUAUUAACCGGUAGAAGUCCAAUAGAGAGAGGCAAAUAUGUGGUGAGAGAGGUGAAGACGAAGAUGAAUACAUCGAGAAAUCUGUAUGACCUGCAAGAAUUGCUGGACACAACAAUCAUAGCAAGCAGUGGGAAUCUGAAAGGGUUCGAGAAGUAUGUCGAUCUUGCUCUGAGAUGUGUGGAGGAGGAAGGAGUUAACAGGCCAUCAAUGGGUGAGGUUGUAAAAGAGAUAGAGAACAUAAUGCAGCUUGCGGGACUAAAUCCUAACGCAGAUUCAGCAACAAGUUCAAGAACGUACGAGGACGCAAUCAAAGGAUCUGGUGAUCCUUAUGGCAGUGAAUCGUUUCAGUACAGUGGGAAUUUCCCAGUUUCAAAGCCUGAGCCCCAAUGAUUAAUUAUGUCUUCCCUCUUUUUUUUAUUUUUGUUAUUUUCUUAGUGACUGCAUACUUGAAGUGCCUUGUGAAUGUGAGCUAGCAUGAUUUGAUAUGUUUGUCACUGAUUAUAAAGCAGAGGAAUGGAGCCAAACUAAGAAGUACCCACUCAUAUGAGUGUGUUUUUAAAUGUAAUGUUUCAUAAUUUGUUUCUUCGCAUUACCACCAACACUAUUGACAUAUCAAUAUACCAAACCAAUCUUACUUUAAA